Messenger RNA from Dimorphilus gyrociliatus, 952 nucleotides. NCBI's taxonomy places the organism in Eukaryota, Metazoa, Annelida, Polychaeta, Dinophilidae. The record is from the annotation of a GenBank genome assembly.
AAUGUCUAGGGCUAAAACUAAAGUAGGAAGAUAUACAAAGCAAAGACAUAAAGAAAACAAGCAGCAAUUAGCCAAUAUUGAAAUGAAAAAGAUAAUGGUACCAUACCUAUCAAUUUAUUCGGAUUCGCAAGAUAUGAUCAUAAUAUGCCACCAAUCUUUCAGAGAUUUAUUAGUUGAAAACUGGGCACUAGAAGUGGAAAAUUUUAACCAUAUAUUUUCCAGAGCAUUACAUUCAAUGUCUAGUGGUAUUUAUACAAAACAAGAAUACAUGGAUGUUUUAGAAGUUACAGGAAUAGAGAUUGAUGAUAGAAGUAGUUAUACCAGAUUCAUUGAAAUUUUUAUUGAAGUUUUAUACAAGAGAAUUAUGAGAUGUCUCAGACGACUUCCUGGUCUAAAUCAACUGAAUCAUAAAGAUUUUUAUAAAACUAUUCUAAGUCAUAAGGAAAAUCUUUGCGUACUCAUUGAAGUUGCAUCAAAAGCAAAUUGGACACCGGAAGGAUUAGCUUUUCAAUUGGGUAAUCAACGUUCUGUUUUACUUCCAAGUGAUUAUAUGGUUAAAAUGACUGAUAAAGAAAUUGCGGAGAGCCAACACAAACGCGGUAUUAAAUUAACAGAAGUUAAUCUGAAAUUUGAAGAAGCUAUAUUUCUCACAACUAUUUUUAUGCUCAGUCCAACAAAAUGUCAACCACAUUUCCAAGAUUUCUAUCAACGAUUUAUGUUUGCUUUUACUAAAUAUCUUGAAGAAAACUACGGAAGUAAUUAUCACUUAAGAUUGCAGAAGCUUAUUUCAACAAUUGCAUUCUUUAGAGAGGAUAAUCUUCGACAGAAAAAAUGGGUUAAGAACAAUGAAGAAUAUUUCACAAAGAUGUACAAAACGGAUUUAUUAAAAGCUUUUUCCGUAAUCGAUGAUCUUGAUGAAGGAGUUGAGAUUCUAAGCAGACUAGAUAUUUGA